Messenger RNA from Neolamprologus brichardi, 1399 nucleotides. NCBI's taxonomy places the organism in Eukaryota, Metazoa, Chordata, Actinopteri, Cichliformes, Cichlidae. The record is from RefSeq and is a predicted model, not a curated record.
UGGCAUGCUCUCACUCUGGAUGUUUUUCAUCACUUAUUCAGACAGAACAUGGCCAUCCUCUCUCUUGCUAAAGAUGAAAGACAGUUUGUCUCUCCAUCAGAAGCUGUUUUCCCCUGCAAUGGCCCAACAAGCACCAACAUAUUGUCUGCCAUUAAAAGGGCUUUAGUGUCAUGUGGAGAAAAUCUUGUCACUUUACCAGCUAGUGUUGCAAGGGCCAUAAAUGAGGUCUACCCAAACCCUACUACCCUAAAACAUGUGACUCCAGCAUUCCUCAGGGCCAUUCUCCACAGGACCGGUGUGGAUAACAUCACCAAAGACGACAAACUUAGUCUUUUGGAGUACAUUUUAGGUGAUGAACAAUACAAAGAACUUGAGGGUCUUCACCUCCUUCCACUCAGUGAUGGCUCUUUCAGAUAUUUCACAUACAAAGAGGAAGACACCGCUUUGAUUGACAGCCAUGAAUGUCCAAGAGUCUUGCUGCCAUUCUGUAAACCCUUCUUCAUCCCACAUGAUCUGACACCAGCCUGCAGUGCCCAUCUGAAAGAACUGGCCAGAAGAAAUUUCUUCAAGGUCACCAACAUUGAUGUAUCCCAGUUGGCUGAAUAUGCAAGACAAUAUUUGCCACCAGACUGGAAGCAGACAGGGAAAAACCUUGUUACAUGGGACAACAACAACAGUCAGCAUCCACCUUCAGACUGGUUCCAAGAAUUCUGGAGGUUUCUCAACAGUCAUUUUAAUGAGUUAAGUCCUUUCACUGACAUACCUCUAAUACCAGUUAGUCCUCUGUCUGGCAGCCAGACUGUAUCAGUAGCAAAACUACAGCAGAACACAACUCUGAUCUUUCAGAAAAGUAAACAGCUGAAUUUGCCAGACCAAAUAGCUCAGCUGGUGAACAAAGUUGGUGGCACAGUGGUGAGAGGAAAUGAGUGGCUCAGGCAUGUAGACCUUGACUCGUACGUGCUGUCCCCAUCUCCAAGGAGUGUUUUGAAGGUCCUGAUGAAUUUAGAUUUCCAGCAUCUUGUCACAGAACUCAAAUCCGCCUCUCACACAGCACGAGAAGAACUGAAAGACUAUCUGUCUUAUCUGGAUUCUCUCUCAAAAACAGAGAAAGAUUUUCUCUUGAAGUUGCCUUUGUUUCAAACCAUGAAAGGAUUCAGUGUUGCAGCUCAAUCAAAACAAGCUGUGCUUCUGAUCUCAGGCCUAACAUUACCAACAGAGCUCCCUAUGCCUGAUUCCAUAAUCCAGUGUUCUACUGAGACUGACCGCAGACUGUUACAGCUGCUCAAAGUUCAUCUCUUGGACACCGCCGAAGCAGCCAAUGUUCUUGUUGACAGCAUAAGGAAAGGCGCUUGCAGCAGUGACAACACUAACAAAACAAUGACUUGGAUUUUACAGCAUG